AUGCAGUUCUCCAAGACUCUUGUCUCUCUGGCCGCUCUGGCCCUCGGCGCUCACGCAGCCAUGCCCAUCGUAAGCGUGGAGUUACAAUCAUGGGAAGGGAACUGCCCCGCUGGAUACCAUCCCAAUGGCGCGCCCAAGUUUAAGGCAGCUCUGACCGCCACUCCGGCGACCUGCGACAAGGCCCCGGUGAACCGCCAGUGGGAUAUCGACUUCUUCUCCUUGAAAGCUGUCCCCGACACAAAGGACGCUUUCCUUUGCGAGGGUAUCGAGGUUUACAACACGGAUGAUUGUUCCGGCGACGUCAAGUACUGGUUGCCCUUCACUGACUCUGCGGUCGAACAGGGUAUCUGCGCACCCUACGAUAACCUUGACCAUACCUACCUUUCAGUCAAGUUGAUCUGUAGUCACCACGGUGGUGCUGCUGCCGCUGCACUUGCUAGCGUUUCUGGCAGUUCCAGUGGUUCCGAAAGCUCCGAUGCUAUCUAA
Molecule: messenger RNA, 486 nt
Organism: Penicillium maclennaniae
Lineage: Eukaryota; Fungi; Ascomycota; Eurotiomycetes; Eurotiales; Aspergillaceae
Gene: ccpA
Product: protein ccpA
Exons: 3
Coding region: 1-486 (161 amino acids)
Source: RefSeq, a predicted model, not a curated record